AACAAAAAACAGCAACAAGUCGCCUGGCAGCAGGGAGUUACAGUAGGAUGGUGCUUGUUUAGUUUCGGUUUCUGACUGCACACCGGCCCUCAUUCGCAGCGCAAACAUCUCGAACCUUCCUUGAGCGCUCGCGGCCUGAACAUGGCGAUCGCGAGCGUCGCUACGGAGUAUGUGUUCUCCGACUUCCUGCUGAAAGAGCCGCGCGCUGAGGGCGGGUAUAAGGGCGCGCGCGUGGACCUGGCUCUGGAUAAGCUGGUGCUGUGUAUUGCAGUCGGUCUGCCGCUGCUGCUCAUCUCUCUGGCCUUCGCUCAGGAGGUCUCAGUCGGUACUCAGAUCAGCUGUUUCUCUCCCAUGAACUUUUCCUGGCGGCAGGCUGCGUUUGUGGACGCCUACUGCUGGGCAGAUGUACGGAAACAGGACACGGGGGGACUUCCACUCUCGAUGCAUAAGUUUUUCCCCUACAUCCUCUUAUUCGUAGCCACACUAGUGUACGUCCCAGCCUUGUUUUGGCGAUUCGCUGUGACUCCUGGUCUCUCCUCUGAUUUGACCUUCAUCAUGGACGAGCUGGACCGCUCUUACAACAGAGCCAUCAAACUGGCCAAACAUAUCCACAGCAACUCCACAUACCUCGACACACAGAGCUCUAUGCCAGACCUGACAGACACCAGUUUUAAGUACCCGUUGAUGGAACAGUAUCUGAAGACCAAACGUUUCUCCUGCAGCCUGCUGCUGCGCUAUCUGCUGUGCCGAGUCUUCACCUUCUUGGCUCUGGUCCUGGCCUGCAUCUACCUGUGUUACUACAUUCGGCUGUCUGUAACGGAUGAGUUUCAGUGUAAUAUCCGCUCAGGUUUAUUGUUUAACGACUCGUCCGUGCCUGGAGCCCUGCAGUGCAAGCUAGUAGCUGUAGGUGUGUUCCAGCUCCUCAGUUACAUCAACCUUACUGUGUACUUGCUGCUAGCACCCACAUGUGCAUACGCCAUGCUGGUUCCUCUGAGGAGCUCAGCUGAUUUCCUGAAACCUUACGAGAUGCUGCCCACGCUUGGGGUGAUGGAGUUUGGACCUAAAGCUUGGGAUGAUCUGGCGUUGUACCUGCUGUUUCUGGAAGAGAACCUGAGUGAACUGAAAAGCUACAAGUUCCUGAAGAUAUUAGAGCUCCUGAAGGAGUCUGGAGACGUGCAGUUUGACACCCUGGUCCUGCUGCAGGCUAUGGGUCAGGUUAAAACAGACAUGGUGGAUGGGAAACUGCAGAAGAUCUCGCAGAGGGAUGCAAAUGCAGAGAAGACUGGGAGAAACUGUGUAGAGAUAAAAGAAGCCUCUCCUCUGCUGAUUGUGGACCAAGUCAGGACGUCUCCAGACAACACAGCUGUGCGCCAGAGAGUCGCAUGAUGCUCCAGUGUCACACGGUGCUCCAGUGUCACGUGAUGGUGAUGUGGGCAAAUGAGAUGUCUGAGAUUUCAAAGCACUAAAUAUGAUAAUUUGUGUCUGUGCUCGUGUGUGGAAUUCGGAAAUGCAGUCUUCUCAAAAGAUUUGUAUGACGUGAUCUUGUCAUGGUUGUUGUUGCUAUGUUUACCUCCUUUUUUUUUUUUUUUUUUUUAUAUAAAUAAAGUAGUGAUGCUAUACAACUGUGUGAAUGAGGUGUGUGUGUGUGUGUGUGUGUGUAUGCCAAGCAUGUUAAUGAUGCAUAAUGGUACACUGUUUAUCUUAUCUAGACCUGCAAAACUGACCUACAGAUUAGUUCCUGCGCAGGUUAUUUGGGAAUAGAGAUGAGUUUUGAGUUAAUGAUGCUAGAAAUUUUAUAUUGGUGGUCCUUUAACUCCUUUUAAUAUGGUUUUAUUUAUUUAUUCUUUUUUUUUUUUGAAAGAAAUCAUGUUAAACUGAAUUUCAUAGUAUUUAGGACUUCACAAUAUGAUUACUAAACAACCCAGUAUCAUGGGGUAGUACAGUGUGUCCCUGAUGUGGGUGGAAAACUGAAGCGCAGCAGGCGGGAACUGAUGUUAACAGACUUUUUCUGAGACUUUCUUGGUUGCUUUUCAGCUUUACUGCUCGUUUGUUCUCUUCUCUCUCCCCUCACACACCACACAACCGUAUGCACGCACACUGGUCGGGAGAGAUCCUCUCUCUUUGCUCUCUUUCUUCUUUUCUAUCCUGCCACUGCCAAAACACACACAACAUUAAUCGACAACAGGUGUACUGACUUUGCCACUCGCCUUCCCUGGCCCUGCCCUCCAUUCACAAACCGCCGCUUGGCCACACCCCUGCUGCCUCACAUGGUUUUCAGUAACUCUCUAGUUCCUCGCCCUGUCGCCAUGAGAAGAACCAAUUUAUCAACUAGUUUGUUUUGGGAGAUUUUAGUGUUUGUGUUUUCUAGACCUUGAAUAUUGUUUGGUUUUUUUUCUUGUUUUGGUGUUUGUUUUUUGCUUCUAAUAUUAGCCUGCUGUUUUUUGUUUUGGAGCCUCAGUGAGCCAUAUUGAAAGUGAGCAAAGUGCUAGGCUACUACUGGGAAAGUGUAAUGCAAACUGAAUUGAGGUAAUGUUUAUUGACUGAUAUUUCUGAGAUCAGAUUUCUAUUAUAUUUAGAAAUGCACGCACACUGGUCGGGAGAGAUCCUCUCUUUGCUCUCUUUUUCUUCUUUUCUAUCCUGCCACUGCCAAAACACACACAACAUUAAUCGACAACAGGUGUACUGACUUGACAAAAUUUCAUAUUGUAAAAAUGUACUAUGUGAAUCUUCAGCGUAGAGCUCCUGUAAAUAUCUUUAUGAGACACAUUCAUGUCUUGCAGUCUUAUUUUAUAUGCCAGAAAUUCACAUCUCUUUUUAAGAGGCUUGCACUUAAAACUUAGUUGUUCAUCAAAACUGUUGAGGCAAAAAUGGUGAUCUUGUACAUGGUUGUUGUUCAUACUUAUUCAUACUUCUUUUUCCUCUCAUUAUCCAUAUUGGUAUAAAAUAAAUAAAAACGGUGUUUGUGCUGUUCAUUCAGAUUAUGAGCAUGUAAAAUGUCAGACUCCGGCCAUGCACUGAUGCUCUGUGCUGUCUCUUAAUACAAUCCAUUUUUAGAGUAUCUUUUGAAAUGAACUGUUUAUCUUGUUGGUUUUGUUCAUUGCAGUUCUGUAUAGCAGAUAACACUUCACGGUACCAUAAACCAGUAUGAGGUAAAUUGCAAUUAUAGUAAUCUGUAUGGAUUAAUAUUUGAUCUCUAGUUUCAUGUGUGACUGUACUGAUUAUGGGUUACAAUAAUGAGAACUGGACAGAAUUUGAAUGUAUUGGAUUACAUUUGCUGCCAACUGUGGCCAUAUUUGUGUGGGUUUUUUUGUUUUUACGAAUGCUUAUGUAUGCAUGGGUUUGUUUUUUAACCACAAAAGAUGCAGGAGUCAUCUUUUUUUUUUUUGUAAUAAAAGUUGUCUUUUUA
Neoarius graeffei (lesser salmon catfish) is the source of this 3406-nucleotide messenger RNA. It is a transcript of the gene panx1a, whose product is annotated as pannexin 1a. Lineage: Eukaryota; Metazoa; Chordata; Actinopteri; Siluriformes; Ariidae. The record is from RefSeq and is a predicted model, not a curated record. The coding region runs from base 142 to 1386 and encodes 414 amino acids. Gene Ontology annotation, biological process: monoatomic cation transport; positive regulation of interleukin-1 production. Gene Ontology annotation, molecular function: channel activity. The transcript has 6 exons.